CGGUUCCGAGAGGUUCUGCGCCAGCAACCCACCCGCCGCUCUCCAGCAGCUAAGGCGCAAAGAGAGAGAGAGAGAGAGAGAGAGAGACAAGAAGGCAGGCAGGCAGCCAAAGAUGUCCGAGACGGCUCCCGAAGCUCCCGUGGCCGCCGCGCCAGCCGCCAAGGCGCCCGCCAAGAAAGCCAAGAAGCCCGCGGGAGCCUCCAAGCCCCGCAAGGCGUCGGGCCCCAGCGUGACGGAGCUGCUGACCAAGGCGGUGGCCGCCUCCAAGGAGCGCAACGGGGUGUCUCUGGCCGCCUUGAAGAAAGCCCUGGCGGCCGCCGGCUACGACGUGGAGAAGAACAACAGCCGCAUCAAGCUGGGCCUCAAGAGCCUGGUGAGCAAAGGCACUUUGGUACAGACCAAAGGCACGGGCGCCUCGGGUUCCUUCAAGCUCAACAAGAAGCAACAGGAGGGCAAGGACAAGGCGGCAACCAAGAAGAAGCCCUCGGCCGCCGUGAAGAGCAAGAAGCCGGCGGCCAAGAAGUCCGCCGGCGCCGCCAAGAAGCCCAAGAAACCCGCCGUCAAGAAGAGCCCCAAGAAAGUGGCCAAGAAACCGGCCGCCGGGGCCAAGAAGGCAGCGGCCAAGAGCCCCAAGAAGGCCAAGCCCGCCAAGGCCAAGAAGGCUGCGGUCAAGAGCCCCGCCAAAGCCAAGGCGGUGAAGGCCAAGGCGAAAGCCAAGCCCAAGACCCCCAAGGCCAAGGUGGCCAAGCCCAAGAAGGCUGCGCCCAAGAAGAAGUGAAGAGGCUUCCCGUGGAGACUCGAGACACCUUUUGAUCCCAAAGGCUCUUUUAAGAGCCACCCACACGCUCAGUGAGAAAGAGCUGGCUUGCUCCUGUGUCAUUGAUUAAGCGUACCCUGGGCAGGCAACAUUUUGCGCCGGGGUGACACGCGACAAUUUAGCCUUUUUGCUUAAAAUAAUUAACAUGAGGCAGGCCCUUUCUGGAUCAGGUCAAAUGUGCAUCCAGGAUCAGCGCCCAGCCUCCCCACAAGCAGAAUCCCAGUGCAACAGUCCUCUUGUGUACGAGUUUCAGGGGUUAUACACACACACACACACACACGCUCCACUUAGUAAAUAAAAACGUCAGUGUAGUUGGGGAAUGGCCCUGGCCCAGUGGCAGAGCAUCUGCUUUGCGCGCAGAUGGUGCCAGGUUUAAUCUCCGGAUAGGUUUGGUAGAGAACUGUCUGAAAUCCUGGAGAGCUGCUGCCAAUCAGUGUAGACAAUACUGAGUUAGAUGAAUGUAGCCAGUAAUACCCGCCUCCCCACUCCUUUCACCAGUCUCAGCGAAGUUCAUAAUCUGUAUGCUUUAUACAGAACAUUUAGCAGUGCCCUGUACUAGAUAUUGGGACCGA
Molecule: messenger RNA, 1389 nt
Organism: Rhineura floridana
Lineage: Eukaryota; Metazoa; Chordata; Lepidosauria; Squamata; Rhineuridae
Product: histone H1-like
Exons: 1
Coding region: 113-778 (221 amino acids)
Biological process (GO): nucleosome assembly
Cellular component (GO): nucleosome
Molecular function (GO): DNA binding; structural constituent of chromatin
Source: RefSeq, a predicted model, not a curated record